CUUAACCGGAAAAGAUGUUUACACAUGCGUGGCUUUGGUGUUGACAUUUUUUGAACAACGUAAACAUCAUGUUGUGGUGGUUCGUUAAUUUAUACCAUUUACCUAUCGACCGAUAAGGGGUAAAGGUAAUAAAUUGACAUGAUGGCCAGUAGCAGUUUCUUGGGAGCCUCUGGGGGCACAGGUUUAAAUGCAAGCCUUCCUCCUUUGCCUCCCUCCCCAGGACAAGGCUUGGCACAAAAACUCCCUCAAAUCGCAACAGAAACAGAAUUACAGAAAAUGUUGACUGACGAGCGAAUGAGAAGUCAAAUGCAUAGAACCAACUAUGAACAGUUAAAACAAGAGCAUAGAAGGCUUCAAGAUGAAUACUCUAAACUGGAAGAUGAAAUUAAGCACACCAUCGAGGAAAGUAAGAUUGUCCAGGAGAAGUACAAGACAAUGUAUGAACAAGCCAGGAAUGAUCUGACAUGUAAGUCAGAACAGCUGGAGGAGCUACGCAGCAAGGUUGUGACACCCCAACGUCUGGAGAUCCUGAAGAUGCAGGUCGUGGACGAUAUGGAGAAGACAUACAAAGAGAAGUACCACAGGCAGGAGACAGAGUUGGAUGAGUACAAGACCACCUGUACCAAACUCAAGUACGAGAUUGCCUUUGUAAAGUCCGAGUUUGAACAUGACAAAUUGGAAAACCAGCGCAUUCUUGAGGAAAUACAAUUGCAACAAGAGGCUGAGGUAUCAAAUCUGAGGAAGGAACGCGAGGUUACCUUGACUAAGAUGAAAACAGAAGGCAGUCUUGAUUCUGAGCGCGUCCGUGUCUUGCAACGUGAGAAUGCUCAGCUGCACCUAAAGCUUAAGAGUUUGACUAGAGAAAUGGAGGAGAUUCAGGCUCAGCGAGAGAAACAAAACUUUGAUGUGGACCAUCUUAAUCGUGUGCAGGCCAAACAGAUCUCUGAGUUCACUGCAUCUAUCAAGUCAACGGAGACAGAGAGGGAGUCCCUUCGUAAACAGGUGGAGCAGCUCCAACGAGACCUGUCCUCGACCGGAGACACUCACAACAAACUGAUUUCUCGCACUCAUGAAGUAGAACGUGAGAACAUCCUCCUCAAAAACAAGGCGGAUGAGGUGUCACACAAGAGCAAGGUAGAUCUCACCAAUCUCAAGAUGGACAUGCUGAAACAACGGGGAGAUUUGGAGCGUGACCGGGACAGACUUGCCAACCUCAUUGAUGAUCUACAGACAAAGCUGGAGAUCUCCAAACACACCAUUGACCAGCAGUCUCGCGGGCUGGCUGAGAAAGAGAGAGAAUCAGUACGGCGUGUCCAGGGAGCACGAGAAGAAGAAUUUGAAAAAUUCACAAAACUGGAGAGUGAGAAACUUGCCAUGGAAACUAAAUUGCAAGAGAUUGAGAGAAGGAAAAUUGAUGAGGAAGCCCAAAAGCAUGCAGAGAGAGAAAAGACUGAGGAGAGGAUCCGUGCAGCGAUGGAUCUAAAAGACAUUGCCGAACGGGAACUUCUUGUGAUAAAGACAAAACUUACUCACUCACAGUCCACGUCAGACCAACUUGAAAGAGAGAGACGUGAAAACUCUGAACUUAAAAGUAAACUCAACAAAGUGGAAACUGAACUCAAUACUUAUAUGGGAAAUGAACAUGAAAUGACUGAUGAAAACAUUAGGUUACGCAAUCAAGUAGAACUCUUAAAGGAGGAAGUGAAACUGACGAAGGAUCAGUUACAUAGGAUUCAGGAUAACCAUGAUUUAAUAGUAGCUCAACAGAAAACUGCCUUUACAGAUGAUAGGACACAACUAGAAUUACGGGUACACGAACUGGAAGACAAACUUGGCACUGCCCAGAAGAAAUAUCAAAAGGCUUGUAGUGUAUAUAAAAAGUAUAAGAAGCGCAGUCAGCAUGUCGUAGAAAAUACUCGAGACCGUCUUCAACUGAUGGAGGCGAAAAAUGAAGAACUGCAGUUAGAAAAGAAGGCUCUAGAGUCCUGUGUGCCUCAGGAUACAUAUAAUAAGCUGAAGAAACAGUGGAAGGACCUUCAACGUCGUCAUGGAGAAUUUCGUCGCUUUCUUCUCUCCACAGGAGGCUUACAGCAAGUAGCCAUAGGAGACAUGUCAUUUGGCUCUGUGAACCUGGCAAUGGAUACUACUCUCAUACCCAACGUCAGCUUCACAGAACAGGAGAGGAAACACCAGGAGGACUUGCGCUUACUCAAACAGCGUCUGGACAUCGUCGAUAGCAACCAGCAGCAUCAAUUGGAGGAGCUACAGGAGAUAGCUCAUAGUACAUUUAAGGGCUCCCUGCCUGGUAUGGAUGAUGAGGGGCCGCCGACGGUCCGGGAUGGGAACAUCAAGGACAAUAUCACCGUUACUGGGGAAGAUGAUAUUGACGAUUAUGAAGAUGAUUAUGAUGAUUCGGACAGUAUUGAAAAAGCUGACACAGAAAAGUCUAGCUGAUGUGUUUCUCCUCUGUUUUAGGCCUGUCUAUCUGUGAUAAUGAUCAGUCCCAUCAAUAAGUGAUGUUGAUGGUGGUGCCGUAUGUAUGGUGCAUACUCAAUACAAGCUAUUUUUAUAACAAGCCUUUCCUAAGCUUCUUUUUUAAUACCUGGUACAUAAAUUUUUUGUAAGAAUUGUUUUAGAAAAUCGUUAUUCAAAUAUUAAAUGAUUUCAGUAGCCACAGUUUACAUGUAAGACAUCAGUUGUUCAGUUAGAAUUUUUGAAUCAAAAUUAGAAACUGAUAUCAAAAUCUGUAUGCUGGAUCCUUUAUCAUUUAGUGGACUUUGGUUGUUGCAGCUUGACCCAAGUGCUUUACAUUGACAAUGAAAAUUGGAUGUAAUACUCCUUUUUGACCCACCAUAACUUCUUGUUAAUUAUUACCAACAGCAGGAUACAAUACUUUACCUUGGUCUACAAGUAGUAUGCUGAUAAAUACACGUUUAGUAUUCAUUUUAGUUCGAUAUCAAUCUGCAUUAAGAUAAAAGUUGUUGGGGUAUAUAUACAAAUGUACCUUCUUCACUCAACAUAUUCCUGUAGUAAUGAUUUUUGAUCCAGUAACUUUGGCAAAAUAACUACUACUUGUCAAUAUUUAUUGUAUAAUUCCACAAAGUUUCCCUUGUCACAAAUGCCUUUGUCUAAAACUAUGUAAUAAUUGUUUGAUUAUCAUAUCGUUGUUAAAUUUUUGAUGGUUGAAAUCAUAUUUAGAAAAAAGAUAUAUAUACAGUACAAUUUCUCACUUGCACAGUAUGUAUGAAGUACAUUAAAGUGGUCCACAAAAUCUAUAAACCCACCAAUGAUCCAAAACAGCAUUUAACAUGUUAUUAUCAGGCUUGCAAAGAAUUUUGUGUUGAAACUGGAAUUUCAUUGAUCAUUACAUUUUGAUCCUCUCUUUUGAGAACUAUAUUCUCUUUCUACUUAUUAUAUUUGUAUACUCCUCAAUAUUUACAUGUCCUAAGUCAUGUUAUUGUACAAUGUGAAUAAAUAAAUUAUAUUUACUUUU
Pecten maximus is the source of this 3493-nucleotide messenger RNA. Its product is annotated as centrosomal protein of 83 kDa-like. The transcript has 13 exons. The record is from RefSeq and is a predicted model, not a curated record. Gene Ontology annotation, cellular component: centrosome. Lineage: Eukaryota; Metazoa; Mollusca; Bivalvia; Pectinida; Pectinidae. The coding region runs from base 139 to 2454 and encodes 771 amino acids.